Messenger RNA from Thermothelomyces thermophilus ATCC 42464, 2009 nucleotides. RefSeq lists its product as uncharacterized. The transcript has 3 exons. Gene Ontology annotation, molecular function: mRNA binding; ATP binding; RNA helicase activity. Lineage: Eukaryota; Fungi; Ascomycota; Sordariomycetes; Sordariales; Chaetomiaceae. Gene Ontology annotation, biological process: P-body assembly; cytoplasmic stress granule assembly. Bases 95 to 1744 code for a protein of 549 amino acids. Gene Ontology annotation, cellular component: cytoplasmic stress granule; P-body. The record is from RefSeq and is a predicted model, not a curated record.
GCGAGACGGCCCCCACCACUCUUCCUUGACCGCUGCGUAUCAGACACUGCGCACUUUACCACACAUUCAACCCUACAAACCCACAAUAGCCACAAUGACAGACAGUCUCGCCGACAAGCUUAGUGCCUCCACCUUAAAUGACGGGCCAGGCCCGGAUGAUUGGAAGAAGAACCUCAGGAUUCCAGCGAAGGAUACGAGACAACAAACAGAGGAUGUGACCAACACCAAGGGCUUGGACUUUGAAGAUUUCGGACUCAAGCGGGAUCUGCUGAUGGGCAUUUUCGAGGCCGGUUUCGAAAAGCCGUCCCCAAUUCAGGAAGAAAGCAUACCAGUAGCCCUUACCGGCCGCGACAUUCUUGCUCGUGCCAAGAACGGUACCGGCAAAACCGCCGCCUUCGUCAUUCCUGCCCUGGAGAAGAUCAACCCCAAGGUUUCCAAGAUCCAAUGUCUCAUCCUUGUCCCGACGCGCGAGCUGGCAAUGCAGACAUCCCAGGUCUGCAAGACCCUCGGUAAACAUCUCGGCAUCAAUGUGAUGGUCACCACCGGCGGGACGGGUCUUCGCGACGAUAUCGUCCGGUUGCAGGAUCCCGUUCAUAUUGUGGUCGGAACUCCCGGAAGAAUUCUCGAUCUGGCUGGCAAGCAGGUUGCCGACCUCAGCGAGUGCCCCAUGUUCAUCAUGGACGAAGCCGACAAGCUUCUCUCCGCCGAGUUCACCCCGGUUAUCGAGCAGCUCCUCCGGUUCCAUCCCAAGGACCGCCAGGUCAUGCUCUUCUCUGCCACCUUCCCGAUUUCGGUCAAGGAUUUCGCGGACAAGAACAUGUCGAGUCCUUACGAGAUCAACCUCAUGGACGAGCUGACUCUGCGGGGCAUCACGCAAUACUACGCCUACGUGGAGGAGAAGCAGAAGGUUCACUGCCUCAAUACCCUCUUCUCCAAGUUGCAGAUCAACCAGUCCAUCAUCUUCUGCAACUCAACCAACCGCGUCGAGCUCCUUGCCAAGAAGAUCACCGAGCUCGGCUACUCAUGCUUUUAUAGCCAUGCCAAGAUGGCGCAGCAAGCUCGUAACCGCGUCUUCCACGAUUUCCGCAACGGCGUCUGCCGCAACCUUGUCUGUUCCGACCUCUUGACUCGUGGUAUCGACAUUCAGGCGGUGAACGUCGUCAUCAAUUUCGACUUCCCCAAGAACGCUGAGACUUAUCUCCAUCGUAUUGGUCGUUCCGGUCGAUACGGCCACCUUGGCUUGGCGAUCAACCUGAUCAACUGGGACGAUCGGUUCAACCUUUACAACAUCGAGAGGGACCUGGGCACCGAGAUUCAACCGAUACCCCAGACCAUCGACAAGAGCCUUUACGUCUAUGAGAACCCGGAGACCAUCCCGCGACCGAUUUCCAACUUCAACAAGCCUGCCGCGAUUCAACAACAACAACAACAGCAGCAGCAGCAGCAGCAGCAGCAACAACAACAACAGCAACAGCAGCAACCGCAGAAAUCGUCAGUACAGGUGCAGUCUUCGGGUGCCCAGCAGGGAGAAUGGCAAGGGCAGGCCAACCGCCAGAACGGUUCUGGUCCCUCUGGUACACAAGGUCGUGGAGGAUACCAAGGCAAUCGCGGUCCAACUGGCGGUCACCGGGGCGGCCGUGGCCGUGGCUAUCAAGGACAAGGAGGCCGCCAGAACUACGGUGGUCAGCGUGGCGGCCGUUCGCAGGGUCCAGGCCAGGCGCCGGGGGCUGGCCCGCAAGCUUAACCUUCAUCCGCGUCUCUCCACGGCGUGCGUCAGAGGCUGGUGCCAUGAGUUCAUAUGAGGUUAUGUUCAUUUAUGGUUGUUUCCGGUUGUACAUAUUUUGUUUUCCCCCUUCUCCCCGCACCUCCCUCCGGAAAGACUCCCUGCCGGCAAGGAGCCGUCUUCUCAGCUCCGAGGUCUUUUGACGAUCCCUUCACGACAAUCGUCACUGAUCGAAACUCGUCUCUUUCUACGCGCUCCGACCGGAACUACGGCGUUCGAUUGUAUC